UGGCGCCACCAAUAUGGCAGAAAUUUGAAAAUAGCCCCAUCGAGGCAUCAGCUGUUCGUCGCGUUCCGUUGACACAGUUUCGGUGUUUUGAUGGGUGUCGUAGCCAUGUGCCAUCUGCCAUGGGUGCCAUCGCCUCGGUGCUGCAAUGGCAUUGCGGAUCGUGCAGCCUAAUCAACCCCACCGAGCAAGUGCGAUGCAUCCGCUGCGGCACCACCAGGCAGACCCAGCACAAGGACCAUGAAGACGACGGGCUCUCCAGCGCCAGGUGCACAGUGAUCCGGCGCCUCCGCUCCGCCGACCCGGACCCAACCGCCCGCAGGGACACAGCCACGCUGGUGCGGGCCACCGUCCUCAGCUCGGUGGCGGUGCUGCAGAGGAGCGCCUCGGUGCGGAGCCCCCAGAAGAAGCGGCUCGAGUCCCGCCUCAAGUCGCGCAGCUUACCGAACCUGGCCGGCUGCAGCCUCUGCCGCACGUGCCGCGUCCUCUUCGUGUCGGUGUCGGAGACGUGUCUGGUGUGCGGCGGCGCCGAGGCAAUGAUGAACGUGGCCCAGUCGCCGUGCAAGAACUGCGCCUCUCUGACCCCCAUCGAGCAGCCGAACUUCCGGAACUACGACAUCCUGAGCUGCGAUAGGCCGCUGACGUGCAUGUGCCAGCGCGCCAAGAACAGCUUCAUCUCGCUGUCGAGCAUCCAGAGCUUCAGCUGUUCGGUGGCCGAGCAGAUUCACUGUGAUCCGUUGAUACCCACGAAUGUCAGGACGACGGCGAGCGGCAUCAACACGGGCCACAGUCCGAGCUACACGUGGAAGGUUAAGGGGGCGAUGGCGAAUUCGUGGACGUGUAAGCGGUGCACGCUGCUCAACGGACCUAACAGGGACGUCUGCGAGGCGUGCGAGGCGCCGUAUUCGUCGGACCUCAACAGCAAUUUUAACCCGGGAGUUAUAAUAAAGGUUGACAAUUGGGCGGAUAAUGAGGCGUUGAGAAACCCUAGCCACAGCCAGAAGCCCUCGUAUCGACGCUCCUUCUCCGAACUGCCCACGUCGCAGAACCUCCACGUGCCCAACAUCAAUCGCCGAAGCUUAGGCAACGAAGUCCUCGAAGCCGCCUUCCCCAAGUCGAGCACCUCCAUGACGGACAUCCAGUCCUCGCAACAUUCCUUCGAUAGUCUUACGGCUAGGUAUAGUAACUUGAAUCUCAACAGGAGCACGAGCGAUAUCACGAAUGAGGGGGCCGCCGCCACCCUCUACACCUACAUCGGAAUCUCUGAACCGGACAAGGAGAAGCACAUCUACGAGAACCAGGGGAUCGUGAACGCCCACAGCAAGAAGGGCGACUUCGACAACGACCAGCACGAAAAGAUACUCCAGGCCCUCAAGACCAGCAGCUCGAGCUUUGCGACGAACUGGCCCUUUGAUAAGAGAAAGUGGACUUGCCGCCAGUGUUCAUUUGCAUAUAACGAUUUUAAUAAUUUCAAGUGCGAUAUUUGUAAGGGGCCAAGGAUGCGUCCUAGUUUGAAUGAGCCGUGCACGGUCACAGUUACCGAAGACAGGAGUAGUGCGUCGACACCGCUGCCUUUAAACUGGAACGACUCCGUCGAGCUCCAGGUCCCUCUGGCAACGCUAGAACAGGACCUCGACGACGACUUCCAGCUCCUCCCGGGCGAGGACAGCCCCGUCGACGACCAGAAAUGGACCUGCAAGAAGUGCACCCUCGUGAACAGCGGCCGCUCCUUGAUCUGCGAGGCCUGUUGCGGCUCCAAGCUGCGCUCGUUGUCCUCCACCAACGACAUGACCCUCCGCAAGGGCGAGUUCUGGUCGUGCACCAAGUGCACGUUGAAAAACCCGCUGACGACGCCGAUCUGCAAAGCCUGUAAGACUGACAAAAAUAGCUUAGACGUGGCGUUGAGCAACCGCAAUCCAUCCCCGAGACACGGUUCAUCCAAGAAGUACACGAAGAGCUCGUACUCCAAGGUGAACAACCAGAAGGUGGUGAGCAGAGGUCGGCCCCGCAUCAACCUGGUGACCGACUUGGACCAGACCGUGCCGACGAACUCGGGCGCGGCGAAGUGGCAAUGCAUGAUCUGUACUUUCGAAAACACGAAAUCUCAUAUUAUCUGUGAUAUGUGCCAGAAAAUCCGAGAGGACGUCAGGACCACGCCUCCCGACGAGCCGGCGCGGCUGAGUCAGGAGGAGUUAGCGAAUAAGCAUUGGAAUUACAUCGUAAGGUACUGCAAGCUGAAGAAGCAGAGUUACGUGGACGAUUCCUUUCCGCCGUCGCCGAACAGUCUUUACUACAAUCCGUCGGAGGUGAAAGAUGCCCACACGGUCAAGUGGAAGCGGCUGAGGGACAUCACGGUGGACGAUGGGCCGGACUCCGAAUUGGCUUGGGCGGUUUUCAGGAAACCACACCCCUCGGAUAUUUCGCAAGGGGUUUUGGGCAACUGCUGGCUGUUGAGUGCCUUAGCCGUGUUGGCGGAAAGGGAGGACCUGAUCAGGGCGGUGCUAAUCACGAGGGAUUUCUGCCCGCAGGGGGUGUAUCAAGUUAGGUUGUGUAAGGACGGCAACUGGACCACUGUUCUCGUAGACGAUUACUUUCCAUGUGAUAAAAAGGGGCAUUUGUUUUAUUCUCAAGCGAAAAGGAAGCAACUUUGGGUCCCGCUAAUCGAAAAAGCGGUCGCCAAGAUCCACGGUUGUUACGAAGCGCUAGUUUCUGGUCGUGCAAUAGAGGGUUUAGCAACACUGACUGGAGCACCUUGUGAAUCUAUACCUCUUCAAGCGUCGUCUAUUCCCGCUCCCGCUGAAGAGGAACUCGACACUGAUCUCAUUUGGGCACAACUUUUGUCUUCACGUCAAGCACUUUUUUUAAUGGGGGCGUCUUGUGGUGGCGGCAACAUGAAAGUCGACGAAGUCGAAUACCAGAACAAGGGUCUGAGACCCCGGCACGCUUAUUCCUUGUUAGAUGUGAGAGAUAUAGACGGACAUAGACUGUUGAAAUUAAGAAACCCGUGGGGCCAUUUUGUGUGGAAGGGCGACUGGUCGGACACUUCGGAGAAGUGGACGAGGUACUUGCGCGUGGAGUUGAUGCCGGAAGGGCCGCAGGAUGGCACCUUCUGGAUAUCGUUCGCCGACGUUUUGAAAUAUUUCGACUGCAUCGACAUUUGUAAAGCCCGGAAUGGGUGGAACGAAGUCAGGUUGGCCGGAAUUUUACCACCGCUUUCGUCACAGAAACACUUAUCUUGCAUUUUGCUCACCAUUUUGGAACCAACUGAAGUGGAUUUCACACUGUUUCAAGAGGGCCAACGAAAGUCUGAAAAAUCGCAACGAUCUCAAUUAGAUUUGUGUGUUGUUCUUUUCAAAGCACGGAACGGUUCAACAAUCGGUAGUUUAGUAGAGCACAGUAAAAGACAAGUUCGUGGUUUCGUAGGUUGUAACAAGAUGUUAGAAGCUGGUGAAUAUGUUGUUGUACCUUUAGCUUUCAACCAUUGGCACACGGGCUUGGAGGACUUCACAGCCUACCCCAGGUAUGUUUUAGCCAUCCACAGUUCCAAGAAACUUCUGGCCGAGCAGCUGACCCCUCCCGACUGCAUCCUGGCGGACUCCAUAAUCUCGCUGACGCUGGCUCGGGGGCAGAGGCACGAGGGCCGCGAAGGCAUGACGGCGUACUAUUUGACGAAAGGAUGGGCCGGGUUGGUGGUGAUGGUGGAAAACCGGCACGAGAACAAGUGGAUUCACGUGAAAUGCGACUGCCAGGAGAGUUAUAACGUGGUGUCCACGCGCGGCACGCUGAAAACUGUCGACUCUGUGCCUCCUUUGACGCGACAAGUUAUUAUUGUUUUGACGCAACUCGAGGGUAGUGGCGGUUUUUCCAUAGCUCAUAGACUUACACAUAGACUUGCUAAUUCACAGGGUUUAUAUGAUUGGGGGCCUUCUGGCACUUGUCACGAUCCAGAGCUGGAUUAUCAGACUAGCGGGCUGCAUAUGCCGCGUCUAUUUUAAUUAUUUUUGUCAUUUAGACUGAGUUCUCGAAUUUUAUUGUUAUUUUUUUACCUGUUUGAGAUUUAUGGCCUAAUCGUUUAGUUCUUUAUGUAUCUCGAUUUUUAUUGACGUUUCGUUUUAUAAUGUAUUUUAAGAAUUGUCACGACGUUCACGAAUAUUGCAGUGUUCAGUUUUAUAUCGUAUAAACGUAAAUGUUAACGUAACUACGUUUGUUCAUGUUUAAUGACUUAGUUACGUUAGCUGUUUGGUGUUUACUAGUACAGAUUCAGUAAAAUGCUUUUUAGAUCGUCUUGCAAGGUUUGUGUGACUUCGUAAAUUGUUAAGAAUUAAAGUAAGCUUUCAAGUAA
Zophobas morio is the source of this 4339-nucleotide messenger RNA. Its product is annotated as calpain-D-like. Lineage: Eukaryota; Metazoa; Arthropoda; Insecta; Coleoptera; Tenebrionidae. The transcript has 11 exons. Gene Ontology annotation, molecular function: calcium-dependent cysteine-type endopeptidase activity. The record is from RefSeq and is a predicted model, not a curated record. Gene Ontology annotation, cellular component: cytoplasm. Gene Ontology annotation, biological process: proteolysis. Bases 120 to 3992 code for a protein of 1290 amino acids.